GUCAAUUGCUGUUUGAUUGCCCUCCGACAGUCAAAUCUGAUCUUAAUGCAAACAAUAAUAAACCUGUGACUGUUGAGCUGAUAGGUCACCUAUGUGAAACCCAAGAUUUGACCAAAUCCAAGAGUACUAAACGUAAAGCGUAUGAAUGCGAGAUUUCAACUAUCGUCGAAAAGGGCUCAUUAGGUCACAUGUGA
Molecule: messenger RNA, 194 nt
Organism: Racocetra persica
Lineage: Eukaryota; Fungi; Glomeromycota; Glomeromycetes; Diversisporales; Gigasporaceae
Source: the annotation of a GenBank genome assembly